AUGAUUUUAUUCGUAUUAUUAAUUGUUGCGCUGGUAUUCUGGACUGCACAGUUUAGGUUCAGGAGGAGAAGAUUGUAUGAAUUGGCGUCGAGAGUGCCACGUUCGAAACAUACUUUGCCAGUUAUCGGCAUUGCACAUAAAUUGUCAGGAAACACAGAAGACAUAUUGACCUAUAUGAAACAAUUUAGCUAUGAAGCAAUAAAAAGUGAUAAUGGCGUAAUGGCAGACUGGCUGAAUCACCUGCUUUAUUAUGUAAUGGUAAACCCCGUGGAUUUGGAGAUGGUGUUAAGAACAUGCCUUGAAAAGGACGACGUGCAUAGAUUUAUGAGACAAAAUCUUGGUAAUGGCGUUUUAUUCGCAACUGUUCCUUUUUGGAGACGCCGUAGAAAAAUUCUGCUUCCAGCGUUCAAAACGAAAAUAAUUGAAGGGUUUACAGAUAUUUUAGUAGAACACAGCGAACGUAUAACGGAGAAAUUGGGUACUGUAUGUGAGUCUGAAUCAGUCGACCUUUGGCCUAUUGUAACUGCUUAUUCUGUGGAUUCCGUAAGCGAUACGAUGUCGGGUGCAAAGAUAAACGCGCAGAUGGAUCCAAGUUCACCAUUCAUGGCGUGUUUAGAAGAUUCUCUGAAUUUAGUGUGCGAGAGACUUUUCCAUUUGUGGCUGCAUCCUGACUGGUUAUUUAGAUUUUUUCCUCAAUACACUAAACAGAAGAAGUGUAUGCAAUUCAUUUACGGCUAUACGGAUGAGAUAAUACGCAAGAGAAGGGACGAUUUAAAGACUGAAAAACAAGCUGAAUCCAAAACAAACAAUGAAUUGGAUUAUAAAGGAAAGACUUUUCUUGAUUUAUUAAUUCAUUUAUCCGGCGGCGAAAAAGGAUAUACAGACAUCGAACUUCGUGAAGAGAUCUUAUCACUAAAUCUCGCUGGGGCUGACACUAUUGGGAUCUCUAUAGGGUUUAGUCUCAUAUUGCUAGCUAAAUAUCCAGACAUCCAGGAAAAAGUUUAUAAAGAGAUAGAAGAAAUAUUUGGAGGUUCCAGUCGUCCAUUAACUCGAGAAGACUUACAUAAAUUGUAUUAUUUAGAGCGAGUAGUGAAGGAGUCUCUAAGGCUGUUUCCACCAGCACCUUUUCUUUUGCGAAAGGUGGAAACAGAGAUAACAUUACCGUCAGGCCUCAUAGUUCCCAAGGGCGUGGGCAUAGUAGCUUCGAUUUUCGGAGCACAUCGCGACCCCAAGUACUGGGGUCCGGACGCAGAACAUUUCGACCCCGACCGGUUUCUGCCUGAACGAUACACCUUGCAGCACGCCUGUAGCUAUAUGCCGUUUAGUAACGGACCAAGGAAUUGCGUAGGGUCCCUGUACGCAAUGAUGUCAAUGAAAUCUGCAAUAGCAACAAUAAUAAGGAACUUUAAGAUCAUAGGAGAACCGGAAAAGGGACCCAUCCCUAGCAUAAGAACCAAAAUGAUCGUCACGAUGAAUGCUAUUGAAGGCUGUUGCGUGAAACUGGAAAAAAGAAAACUGUGUUCCAUAAAGGCUUGAAGGCUCCUAAUCCUUGUAUUAAUAUACAUUGUUCUUCGUAUUACCUAUUAAAUGAAUGAAUAUUUUUUUUCACUACUCUUGCUCAAAAAAAUUGUCAUAUUACCACUCCACAGCGGGGCUAAACAAGCAUAUUAGCUCUAGGGGCUAAAGUAAUUUUGUUUUUUUUAAUUUUUGUAUGUUACGAGUACUAGUCAAGUACUAGCCUACUUUAUAACGAAGGAGGUUUUAUUCGUAAAUAGAAUCAUCGUAGGUAAGGCCCUUCUUCUUCUUCUUUUGGUUAUAUGGCUCCGCGCGUCAAACGAUUGAGCCAGAGGUAAGGUCCUGACUGUUUGAUAAAAAUAAAACUUGGAAUUGGAAUAAAAUGCAGCGUUCAUGUCUGUGGAAUGCGGUUAUUUGUUUUUAUUUGUUUUUUAUUGAGUUGCGAAUUUAUAGAGCGAGAUUUGAAGACAAGGUUGUACGGUGUAAUACCUUUGACUUUUCUUCAUGGGAAAAAAUUAUAUUAAUAAAGAAAAUAAAAUUAAAGAGCGAGAAUUUAAAAACAAUUAUUGUCGUGAAUAAUCUAAGUAAUUUACAUGUUUCGCAACAUUAAUUGUUAUGUCUUCAUCUAGUGAGAAUGGUGACCCUAAUUUGGAGAUGGAUCAAAAAAGAUUUACAAAUUAAACACCUACUUACGAAAAAUUUAUUAAGUGGAGAAAAGAACAACAAGUGCAUUCUUACUUACAACUUACGCAUGGUAUUUUUUAAACAAUUAUCUAACAUGUUUACCCCUUAUACUCAUUAUUCAACUUCACUGUAGUCGGAAAUUAAGUUACCGAGUAAAAGCAUCUCCCCGAAACAUCCAAAGUUGUAGCAUUUUGUACCUACAUUUUGAUUUUCAAAUAAAAUAAAACAUUGAAUACUGUA
This is a messenger RNA of Bicyclus anynana (squinting bush brown), 2439 nucleotides long. RefSeq names its product cytochrome P450 4C1-like. Lineage: Eukaryota; Metazoa; Arthropoda; Insecta; Lepidoptera; Nymphalidae. The record is from RefSeq and is a predicted model, not a curated record. The transcript has 10 exons. Gene Ontology annotation, molecular function: oxidoreductase activity, acting on paired donors, with incorporation or reduction of molecular oxygen; heme binding; iron ion binding. The coding region runs from base 1 to 1536 and encodes 511 amino acids.